Cajanus cajan (pigeon pea) is the source of this 1003-nucleotide messenger RNA. Lineage: Eukaryota; Viridiplantae; Streptophyta; Magnoliopsida; Fabales; Fabaceae. The record is from RefSeq and is a predicted model, not a curated record.
UCCCAACAAUUAAGCCCACUCCUACAGUUCACCUUUCUCCUCACUCCUUUUACCAAAUCCUCUAUUCUCUUCAUCCUUUCAUUCUCAAAGAGAUAAAAAAAAAUGGGUAGCAUUGAAUCUGAAAGAACAACAGUAGGAUGGGCAGCAACAGACCCUUCAGGGAUUCUCUCCCCAUACACCUUCACUUUAAGAAACACAGGCCCUGAUGAUGUUUACAUCAAAGUUCACUACUGUGGAAUUUGCCAUUCCGAUCUCCACCAGAUUAAGAACGAUCUUGGCAUGUCCAACUAUCCCAUGGUUCCUGGACAUGAAGUGGUUGGCGAGGUACUCGAGGUGGGGCCUAACGUUAGCAGGUUCAAAGUGGGAGAAAUUGUUGGGGUUGGACUCUUGGUAGGUUCCUGCAAAAACUGCAGGCCAUGUCAAUCAGACAUUGAGCAAUACUGCAACAAGAAGAUCUGGUCUUACAACGAUGUUUAUAUCGAUGGAAAGCCCACCCAGGGUGGUUUUGCCGAAACCAUGAUCGUUGAGCAAAAGUUUGUGGUGAAAAUACCAGAGGGUAUGGAACCGGAGCAAGUGGCACCGUUGUUGUGUGCGGGUGUGACUGUGUACAGUCCGUUGGCACAUUUUGGGCUGAGAGGAAGUGGGCUUAGGGGUGGAAUAUUGGGCCUUGGAGGAGUGGGGCACAUGGGGGUGAAAAUAGCAAAGGCACUUGGGCAUCAUGUGAGUGUGAUAAGCUCUUCUGAUAAGAAGAAACAGGAGGCCCUAGAACACCUUGGAGCAGAUCAAUAUCUUGUUAGCUCUGAUGCCACUGCCAUGCAGGAAGCUGGUGAUUCACUUGACUACAUAAUUGACACAGUGCCUGUGGGUCACCCUCUUGAGCCUUAUCUCUCAUUGCUAAAACUUGAUGGCAAGUUGAUCUUGAUGGGGGUCAUCAACACGCCUUUGCAAUUCGUUAGCCCCAUGGUUAUGCUAGGUAACUUUUUCAUAGGGUAAAAAAGGUAUU